Molecule: messenger RNA, 342 nt
Organism: Entrophospora candida
Lineage: Eukaryota; Fungi; Glomeromycota; Glomeromycetes; Entrophosporales; Entrophosporaceae
Source: the annotation of a GenBank genome assembly
GUAGAAUUUCAAUAACCAAUUUAAAAAUGAAUGAGCAAAGUCAAAACAAAUGUGGAAAAAAAGGUAAGAGGAAGGUAGAACACUGUGAUUUAGAAGGUUAUGAUGAAGUUAUAUGUGAUUAUGAAAAGAAUGUACAAAAAGAAACAACAUCAUUUAAAAAGGCACCUGAAAGACUAAUUGAAUAUUUUAAAUUAUCUGAGACAGCUGUAAUGUGUUAUCAUUGUUUAUUGGAGACUGAUUGUGAUUCAGAAUAUUUAGAAAAAGAAUUUCAAGAAUUGGAGACUGCAUAUCAUGAGGUGUGUGCAGAACUUGAUGAAGUAAAAUUAGAAAUGACUCCUCUUA